Messenger RNA from Notothenia coriiceps (black rockcod), 2386 nucleotides. RefSeq names its product tubulin tyrosine ligase-like family, member 9 (gene ttll9). Bases 241 to 1500 code for a protein of 419 amino acids. Gene Ontology annotation, biological process: protein polyglutamylation; microtubule cytoskeleton organization. Gene Ontology annotation, cellular component: ciliary basal body. Gene Ontology annotation, molecular function: tubulin binding; tubulin-glutamic acid ligase activity. The transcript has 14 exons. Lineage: Eukaryota; Metazoa; Chordata; Actinopteri; Perciformes; Nototheniidae. The record is from RefSeq and is a predicted model, not a curated record.
UAGAGUGCGCCUCCAUGUCAAAGUGUAAGACAUCUGGAUUCAAAGGGACAAAUGAUUAUGGCAAAAGUGAGGAGCGGGAAAAUUUUGUUGAAGAAGUAAAUGGCACGGAAAGGAAAGACUGAAGGAAAAUAAAAGUAUUUAGAAAUCAAACUUACUUAAAGUACAUGAGUAAAUGUGCCUAAUCACAUUCCUCUGGUGCAUAACACUAACCAAACCUCGAAAGUACUGGUAACAGUGGCAAUGUUACACUUCAGGGAGGGAAGGAGUUGUGUACGUUACAAGUGUGGCCUACUCAACACCAUACAGGUUGUCCUGCGCCAAAGACCCGGUUGGGUUGAAGUCAAAGAUGAAGGUGAGUGGGACUUCAACUGGUGUGAUGUGGGCUGGCUAAGGGAGAAUUUUGAUCAUUCAUACAUGGAGGAACAUGUGAGGAUAAACCACUUUCGCAAUCAUUAUGAGCUGACUCGCAAAAACCUCAUGGUGAAAAAUCUCAAAAGAUAUAGGAAAAAUCUUGAAAGAGAUGUUGGCUGCAUGGAGGCAUCCAAAUGUGAAUUCUUCCCCUGCACUUUUGCACUGCCAAGCGAAUAUCAUCUGUUUGUAGAGGAAUUCAAAAGAAGCCCUGGUAGCACCUGGAUCAUGAAGCCGGUGGCAAAAUCGCAAGGGAAAGGAAUUUUUCUGUUCAGGAAACUGAAAGACAUAAUGGAUUGGAAGAAGGAUGGCACCCGCUCAGAGGAACAGAAGGAUGCAGCUCAAGUGGAAAGCUAUGUGGCACAACGCUAUAUAGAGAACCCUUACCUAAUAAAUGGCCGGAAAUUUGAUCUGAGGGUCUAUGUGCUGGUCACGUCAUACGUUCCCUUGAAAGCCUGGCUGUAUCGAGAUGGCUUUGGCCGCUUUUCAAGCACCCGCUUCUCCCUCAGCAGUAUUGAUGACAAGUAUAUGCACCUCACCAAUGUGGCUGUACAGAAAACAGCACCAGAUUAUGAUCCUGAAAAGGGAUGCAAGUGGCAGUUGCAACAGCUUCGAAGAUACCUCACUGCAAAACAUGGCAGAGAGACAAUAGAAACCCUGUUCAAAGAGAUUGAUAACAUCUUUGUCCGCAGUCUUCAGAGUGUUCAGAAAGUCAUUAUAAAUGACAAACACUGCUUUGAGCUCUAUGGGUAUGACAUUCUACUGGAUCAGAACCUCAAACCGUGGUUAAUAGAGGUGAAUGCUUCUCCGUCACACACACCCAGUAGUCAAGAGGAUUAUGAGAUGAAGUGCAGUCUGCUGGAAGACACUUUAAAUGUUGUUGAUAUGGAGGGAAGGCUCACUGGCAAGGAGAAAAGGGUGGGAGGCUACGAUCUGAUGUGGAAUGAUGGGCCUGUCUAUAGAGAGGACGUCAAUCUAGGAACAUUUGGCAGUGCAUGUUUCUCUGCCAACACACACCUAGGGUGUGUGAAUGACAGGGAGAAGCAGCUGCGGCGGCUCCUUAAACCAUUUCCAGGCCAGAAAAGGAUGUAACACACUCAUCAUUUUUAUGUCCCACCACUUUACCAACUUUAGUCAUAUUCAUAAAAAGUUAACUCUCUGUGAUGAACUGAUCAGAAUCCAUCCAACAAGGUUGACAUUUAAAUAUGAAAAUAAAUUAAACUUGCCAUCAUUUAAGUUAAACUAAGCCCUAUUAAGUUUGGGAUUUUAACAGUGUGCAUGUGUUCCAAAGAAUGGCCAGUGAAUGAAAAUCCCUUGAGUGCAAAACAUUUAUUUCUAUGCCUUACAAAUAAUUGCAUUCAACAUUGAGAAAAUACAUACCACAAUCUUUCUGCGUGCGUGUCAGCAUAAUGUACACAUUUAUAAUAACAUCGCCCCUUGUAGCCUCUUAUCUAUGGCUUUGAUACUUUACAUGAAUAUUAAGUAAAGAGGUGCAAUCUGAAUACAUAUUGUGUUAUUUACAUUGAUGUGGUGUUCCCAUGGAUCAAGUGCACGUGGUAAAUCACAAUGAACAGAUAAGAGAAUCUAAUGUAAACACAGUGACAUACAGACUUCAAGUAUGCAGUGUGAUAUAACAUUACCAUGUUACAGCAUAACAGCUAUGAUGUGUUGAAAUCACAUUGAAUCUCAGGGAUGAGCAAUGGUACGGCACAGUAGACAUUAAGUAUACAUUCAGCUCUUUGACUACAUCUUUUUUUUCUUUAUGUGCAUGACAAUGUAAACAUAACAAUGCUAAUGAUGAAUACAAGUCAGCCACAACACUUUUCAUAAAUAUAACUAUGGUAUAUAAAAUUUGGAAAAAUAGGCAUUUACAUUCGUAGCAAACAUUACACUUUCUGUCAGAGAGAGCUCAGCUCAAUGCAAAAUACACUUUAUCAUCAUGGACUACAAUUCAAGCUGUUGAACAUGAGAAGCCCUU